Messenger RNA from Rhagoletis zephyria (snowberry fruit fly), 1107 nucleotides. RefSeq lists its product as uncharacterized. NCBI's taxonomy places the organism in Eukaryota, Metazoa, Arthropoda, Insecta, Diptera, Tephritidae. The record is from RefSeq and is a predicted model, not a curated record.
AUGGUAUCCCAGAUAGACGAUUCGACAUUCUGCACAAUGAACGACGACGCCCCCACCAAGAUUGCGAGUAGCUGCGGCAGCUCGCCAGACCUUACAAUUGCCAGCGCUGGUCUGAUCAAUAGCAUAUCAUGGCGACCUAUGCUAACACUAGCAUCAGACCAUCUACCCAUAAUCAUCUCGAUCAAUAAGCCCACCGGCUUUGCUCCCGCGGACCACCGAACCUACACCAACUUAAACAAAGCUGAUUGGGACGGCUCCGCCGCUCUUCCCACACCCACAAACGUACAUGCUGGCAAAUGCCAGUUCCGCAGAGUAGUCACUGCCGCAGCGGCUCGCUUUAUCCCGUCCGGACGUAUCGCGAAACUCCGCCCAAAUUUCCCGGCCGAAGCAGCUGUACUAGCAAAUGAGCGUGACCACCUACACCAGGUCGAUCCCGGGGACCCUUGUCUGAGGGACCUUAAUUUGGAGAUUCGGAAACUGGUAAAUCAGCACAAGCGGAAAAAGUAGUAGGAGCACUUGAAGGCAUGUAACUUCACAUCUGGUGUGAGUAAGCUCUGGUCAACCGUGAGGUCCUUGUGUAACCCAACGAAGCGUGGUAAAAGAGUGGAAAUCUCAUUCGAUGGUCGCGUUUCAUACACUCGUGGCCUAAAUCGAAACCGCCCCUGUGAGAGAACGGUCCUAGUAGCGCCGGACUUUUCAAAGGCGUUUGACACCGUCUGCUAUUCCACGCUGCUGGAAGACGUUGAGGCCUCCUCACUCCUACAGGGACUGAAGCGAUGGUCGGCGAAUUAUAUGAGUGGUCGACAGUCGUCAGUAAUCUUCCGAGAUAAAACCUCAAAACAAAGAAGAAUUAACCAAGGGGUUCCACAAGGUGGUGUUCUCUCUCCCUUAUUAUUUAACUUCUACAUCUCGAAGCUUCCCCAGCCACCUGAGUAAGUCUCCCUGAUCUCAUACGCUGACGAUUGCUGAAUUUUGGCGUCCGGGAAUGGAAUUGAUGACCUCUGCUCAAUAGCAAACGACUAUCUCUCCAGUCUUUCUCACUUCUUCACUGCAAGGAGCCUAACACUCUCCCCAACGAAAUCAACGGCGACCCUCUUCACUACCUGG